Messenger RNA from Cutaneotrichosporon cavernicola, 663 nucleotides. RefSeq lists its product as uncharacterized. The transcript has a single exon. Bases 1 to 663 code for a protein of 220 amino acids. Lineage: Eukaryota; Fungi; Basidiomycota; Tremellomycetes; Trichosporonales; Trichosporonaceae. The record is from RefSeq and is a predicted model, not a curated record.
AUGUUGCCUUUUCGCGGGCCAAACCCCGACCUACUCCCCAACCCCAUCCCCCUGCUGUACAUCACGCCUCCCGGAGACCGCUCCGUACCGACAUUUUAUCUCGACCGCGCGCGCCGCGGCUUGCGCCUCCCAGUUGGCGGUGUGCGAUCCCCAUCCCUCCUUCAUUUAGGCUGGAAACCUCGCCCAACCCUCUCUCUCCAGAAAGACCCAUACGCGCCGUACAUUCCAGAGACACUCGAGCCUUCGACUAGACCGCUAGACAUCAUCGCCAUGCUCCUCACUUGGAUCGUCACCCUCCUAUCGUGGGAACUACCCCAACCCCUCCUCCCCUCGGGAGAGAAGAGGCGCCGACACAGGCGAUACCCACCCAUUGCAUUUUUGGUCCUCUUGUUCGGAGGGACUCUGAUCAUCUCGGCCACGCUUCACGCCAGCGCUUACGCUGCCGAUACCGACUUUGAAAUCGUCGAUCCCCUCCUCCAUCGCGUACCCGCCGUCGAUGCUGGUCUGUACCCCCCCAAGACCGGAUGGAUACGACAUGUCGAGGCGCGUUCUUUCGAAACCGCAAUCGAGGGCGAGGGCGAGGGCGAUGGUGAGAGCGAGCGCGGGCGCAAGAUGGAGAGCGAGCAUGUCGUUGCCGACGCGCACCUGUGGGACCUUCUCUAG